This is a messenger RNA of Eptesicus fuscus (big brown bat), 408 nucleotides long. Its product is annotated as 40S ribosomal protein S24-like. Lineage: Eukaryota; Metazoa; Chordata; Mammalia; Chiroptera; Vespertilionidae. Gene Ontology annotation, biological process: translation. Gene Ontology annotation, cellular component: ribosome. Gene Ontology annotation, molecular function: structural constituent of ribosome. The record is from RefSeq and is a predicted model, not a curated record.
AUGAACGACACAGUAACUACCUGGACCAGGAACUUCCUGACCAGCAGACUGCUUCAGCAGAAACAAGUGCCCACCGGCGUCCUUCACCCUGGGAAGGCAAUAGCCCCUAAGAUAGAAACUCAAGAAAAACUAGAGAUGUAGAAGACCACACCAGAUAUCAUCUUUGUGCUUGGAUUCAGAACCCAGUUUGGUGGUGGCAACAUAACUGGCUUUGGCAUGAUUGAUGAUUCCUUAGACUAUGCAAUGAAAAACGAACCCAGGCACAGACCUGGAAGACAUGGCCUGUAUAAGAAGAAGACCUCACGAAAACAGCCAAAGGAACACAAGAACAGAAUGAAGAAAGUGAGGGGGGCUGCAAAGGGCAAUGAUGGCGCUGGCAAGAAGGAAGCUGGCGAUUGGACAACGUAA